Salpingoeca rosetta is the source of this 1794-nucleotide messenger RNA. RefSeq names its product proteasome 26S subunit. The coding region runs from base 333 to 1484 and encodes 383 amino acids. Gene Ontology annotation, biological process: proteasome-mediated ubiquitin-dependent protein catabolic process. NCBI's taxonomy places the organism in Eukaryota, Choanoflagellata, Craspedida, Salpingoecidae. The transcript has 9 exons. The record is from RefSeq and is a predicted model, not a curated record. Gene Ontology annotation, molecular function: protein binding. Gene Ontology annotation, cellular component: proteasome regulatory particle.
UUUCAAGCCAAAAGAACCGACAAUCGCCUUUCUUGCUUCUCCUUCUCAUUCAUGUCAACACCAAGAAGCCCACUCCACUCUCUCGCUGCUGCUCUGUCAUCCAUAUCCAGUAUUUCGUGUCCACUCGCACCUCCCUUGGGGAUAGCACACACGAGCAUCACCAAUAAGUCUGAUACCAGCGGUGGUCUAUUGACUCGUCAUUGUUUGUUGUUGCCACUCCAUUGCUGCAAUUCAAAGUCAACGACAAGCACAAGCAGCGUGCUACUGACACAAGUUUUCAUCGACAAACAGCCACACACACACACACAUCAACAACAACAAACACAACGAUCAUGGCGGAGGAAGAACUUGUGCGCGUGCCCAACUUGGACGUUGCGCAGACCCUCUUUGAACUCUCCUUGCCCGAAAGCGAUCAAAUGGCGCUGGAAGCUGCCUUCCUCGACGCUGUCAAGAAGGACGGCAUGGCGCCCGUUUACGACCAAGCGUGCAAAGACCACGACCUCUCACACGACGCCGCACUCAGCAAACAAAUGCACGCUGACAGCGCCGAGAAGCUCAAGCAGCUGGACGCCAACAUCAAAGAUGCGGAAGAGAACUUGGGUGAAACAGAGAUUCGCGACGCAUACAUGGCAAAGGCACAACACUACGCGCGCAUUGGCGCAAAGGAGGAGGCUGAGGCGGCCUUCCGUCAGGUGUACGAGAAGAGCAUCUCUGUUGGCCAGCGCAUGGAUGUCGUCUUCUAUCUCCUCCGCAUCGGCUUCUUUUUUGACGACAAAGAGCUGAUCACGCGCAACCUGGAGAAGGCCGAGAGUCUGCUGGAGGAGGGCGGCGACUGGGAACGCCGCAACCGACUGAAGGUGUACAAGGGCUUGCAUCUGCUGACCAUGCGCGAGUUUUCGCAAGCAACGUCGCUCUUCCUGGACACGGUGUCCACCUUCACGUGCGUCGAGCUGAUGCCGUACAACGACUUUAUCGGACUCACCGUCCUGGGAGCCGUCUUUGCUCUGCCCCGCACAGAACUCAACAAGAAGGUGGUGAAGGGCCCCGAGAUCCAAGAGGCGCUGCACGAUUUGCCGCUGCACAAGCGGCUGCUGUCGUCGCUGUACGGGUGCAAAUACGCCGACUUCUUUGCCGCGCUGGCGGAGGUGGAGGGCGUGUUCAAGACGAGCCGCUACCUCGCCCAGCACACGCGCUUCUAUGUUCGCGAGCUGCGCAUCAAGGCGUACCAGCAGCUGCUGCAGUCCUACCGCAGCGUGACGCUUGCGAGCAUUGCGUCGUCGUUUGGGGUGACAGAGGCGUUUAUUGACGCCGAGUUGUCGCGCUUCAUUGCGGCGGGGCGCCUCAACUGCAAGAUUGACAAGGUCGCCGGCGUCGUCGAGACGACCCGCCCAGACCACCGCAACGCCCAGUACCAGGAAAUCAUCAAGAAGGGGGACAUGAUGUUGAACCGGCUGCAGAAGCUUGGCCAGGUCAUCAGCAUCUGAGGCACCGCCAACCAUUCAGCCCGUUCCACCAUCCGUGUGUUCAUGUUGCGUGAGCAUCACUUGUUCGCCCCUCUCCCGUGUGCAUGUGCGCGCGGUGUACUUGCUUGUUGUGUGUUGUCCUUCUCUGUGUGGUCUUGAUUGUUGUUGUCCUUUUUCCGUUGUGCGUGUGUCUCCGUGUGUUGCAUUGUUGCGUUUGUGUGACGUGAAGUGUGACAGCGGCAGAAGUACAUGUGUGCAGUGCUGAACCUUCAUUGUUUACUGCAAAGGACGGCACGCCGCCAAGGAGAAAUUAACACCGCAUCGUAUCCAA